Messenger RNA from Medioppia subpectinata, 1890 nucleotides. The record is from the annotation of a GenBank genome assembly. Lineage: Eukaryota; Metazoa; Arthropoda; Arachnida; Sarcoptiformes; Oppiidae.
GCCUGUUUUGCCGGCGAAUACCUAUCGCUAAACGGCAACCAAUGGACAACUUAUUGUCAAAACAAAUCCAUCAAAUCGUCGGCUACAGUGCCGGGCAGUAUAUACACAGACCUGCGGGCCAGUGGCCACUUGGCCGAGGAGUUGCUCAGCGGUUAUAACGAUGUCAAUUACCGGUGGGUUUCGUGGGACAACUGGACGUAUGAGCGCACGUUUGACGUCCCGGCGGCACUGCUUACCAAACAAGUGGUCAAUUUGGUGGCCGAAGGGGUGGACACAGUGUCCAAGAUAUACGUAAACGACCAGUUGGUCGGCGAGACAGUCAACCAAUACGUGCGGUACGCGUUUGACGUGAAGAAAGUGGUCAAAAGUGGUCAAAACACAAUCCGAGUGGCCUUCGAGUCGGCGCUAACCUACUCGCGCCGGCAGCACCAAUGGCAUCAUGACAAAUACCACUACGAUAUGAUACCCCAAUGUUUCCCUAAGGAAUACCGCGGCGAGUGUCACAACCAGAUGAUCCGCAAAAUGCCCGCAUCGUUCAGUUGGGAUUGGGGACCGGCAUUUCCCACACAAGGCAUAUGGAAACCUAUCGGUCUGGAGGCGUACGACCGGUCAGUGGUGCGCGACAUCACCGUCGAGACCACACCCGUCAAAGACUCGCCGACCAAAUGGCAGCUCAACACCGGUGUGUUCAUCGAGUCGGCCGCCGCCGUAACCGUCAAACUGACCGUACAUCUGGACGAUCGGGAACUGGUCUCUGGCCAGGAGUACGCGCUAACGCCGGGCCCGGACGGCACCAGCAAGGUGAAACUAAUCAUCCCGGUGGACAAUGUGGAAAAGUGGUGGCCUAACGGUGUGGCAGCCGCUACUCAGCGACUGUACGCGCUUAAAGUGACCGCCGUUUUCCCGGACUCGCCCGGCGAAGUGUCUGAACUGAGCCGACGUAUCGGUUUCCGUACGAUCGAAGUGAUACAGACGCCGGUGAAGCCAAUUGGGCUCACGUUUUACUUCCAGGUGAACGGACAGCCAUUCUAUGCCAAAGGGUCCAAUUGGAUACCCGCCGACAACCUCCAGGAGCGCAUCACUCGGGAGUACUUGCGUGGGCUGAUGCAGUCGGCCAGGGAUGCCAACAUGAAUAUGAUGCGCGUCUGGGGCGGCGGUGUCUACGAGUCGGACUACCUGUACGAGUUGGCCGACGAGUUCGGUAUUAUGAUUUGGCAGGACAUGAUGUUCGCCUGCAGUCUAUACCCCACCGAUCCGGCCUUCUUGGCCACCGUUGACCAGGAGGUGACCCAACAGAUGCGUCGACUGCAACACCACCCGUCUAUCGCCAUAUGGGCCGGUAACAACGAGAACGAGGGUUUUGUGCGAUUGGGCAACAAGAAUGAGACGGCUAUACAUAAAGCCGAUUACAUCGAGCUCUACAUCACUCACAUCCGGCGCCUGAUUCUGGACCACGACAUGAGCCGCACGUUUGUGGGCUCGAGUCCGUCGAAUGGCGAUGAAGAGGUUCAGGAGGAUUGGGUGUCCGGCCAUUUGGCCGACACCCGUUACGGCGAUGUCCACUACUAUACGUAUGACAAACCCCUGUGGAAUUGGCGCCAAUACCCGAGCGGCAAGUUUGCCUCCGAAUACGGUUACAUAUCCUACCCGUCCGUCGAGACACUGUUGACCGUAUUGAACGAGACUGACCUGACGUUCCCGAUCGGAGCGGCGCUGGAGCACCGGCAGCACCAUCCGGGCGGCACCAAAUCCAUCGAGAAGGCAAUUGCCACUUAUUUCAAACUGCCCUCGAAGGGCGGUGUCGAUCGGUUCGCCGAUUUGGUGUACUUAUCACAAGUAAUACAAGCGAUGGCUAUGAAAGUGGAGACAGAGUUUUACCGCCGCAACCGA